AUGUCUCACAGAAAGUUCGAAGAGCCAAGACAUGGUUCCCUAGGUUUCCUUCCAAGGAAGAGAGCCGCAUAUCAGAGAGGUCACAUUAAGUCCUUCCCUAAGGAUGAUAGUACUAAGCCAGUUGCUUUGACUGCCUUCCUGGGCUACAAAGCUGGUAUGACUACCAUUGUUAGAGACUUGGACAGACCAGGUUCGAGAGUUCACAAAAGAGAAGUCGUUGAGGCUGCUACCGUUAUUGACACACCAGAGCUGGUUGUUGUUGGUGUUGUUGGUUACGUUGAGACUCCAAGAGGUUUGAGAUCCUUGACCACUGUGUGGGCCGAGCACUUGUCCGAAGAGGUCAAGAGAAGAUUCUACAAGAACUGGUACAAAUCUAAGAAGAGAGCUUUCUCAAAGUAUUCUGAGAAGUAUGCCAACGGUUCCGCUGACAUUGAGACUGAGUUUGCUAGAAUUAAGAAGUACUGUGCCGUUGUCAGAGUUUUGGUUCAUACCCAGGUCAGAAAGACUCCAUUGUCCAUGAAGAAGGCUCACUUAGCUGAAAUUCAGCUUAACGGUGGUUCUGUUUCUGAUAAGGUUGACUGGGCCAAGGAACAAUUUGAGAAGACUGUUCCCGUCGAGAGUGUCUUUGAGCAGAACGAGACUAUUGAUGUUAUCGCUGUCACCAGAGGUCACGGUUAUGAAGGUGUUACUCACAGAUGGGGUACCACCAAGUUGCCAAGAAAAACCCAUAGAGGUACCAGAAAGGUUGCUUGUAUUGGUGCUUGGCAUCCAUCCCAUGUUGGUUGGUCCGUUGCCAGAGCUGGUCAAAACGGUUACCAUCGCAGAACCUCCGUCAACCAUAAGAUCUACAGACUUGGUAAGGCUGGCGAUGAGACUUCUGGUGCUACCGAUUUUGAUAGAACCAAGAAGACAAUCAACCCAUUGGGCGGUUUCGUUAGAUAUGGUAACGUUAACAACGAUUUCGUCAUGUUGAAAGGUUGUAUUCCCGGUCCUGUUAAGAGAGUUAUUACUUUGAGAAAGUCCUUACACCACCCAACCAACAGAAAGGCUUUGGAGAAGGUUUCCUUGAAGUGGAUUGAUACUUCUUCUAACUUUGGUAAUGGUAGAUUCCAGACUGCUGCCGAAAAGCACGCUUUCUUGGGUACCUUGAAAAAGGAUUACCAGAACUGA
This is a messenger RNA of Brettanomyces nanus, 1170 nucleotides long. It is a transcript of the gene RPL3, whose product is annotated as 60S ribosomal protein L3. The record is from RefSeq and is a predicted model, not a curated record. Gene Ontology annotation, molecular function: structural constituent of ribosome; RNA binding. Gene Ontology annotation, cellular component: ribosome; cytosolic large ribosomal subunit. The coding region runs from base 1 to 1170 and encodes 389 amino acids. The transcript has a single exon. Gene Ontology annotation, biological process: ribosomal large subunit assembly; translation. NCBI's taxonomy places the organism in Eukaryota, Fungi, Ascomycota, Pichiomycetes, Pichiales, Pichiaceae.